AUGGUCAAUUACGAGUUCAUGAAGCAGUUCAAUUUCGUUGGCUUACGCGUAGACGCCGCCCUGCGGCGAUUCCUCAGUCACCUGUGGUUGAGAGGCGAGACAGACGAACGUGAAAGAAUCAUCGCUAACUUUUCUCGCCAUUACCGGGAGAUGAACCCAAGUCUUUUCGCUUCGGAUGAUGAAGUCCACACGUUGGCCUGCGCACUCUUACUGCUUAAUACCGAUCUUCAUGGCCAGAACGUAGCGAAAAAGAUGUCGUGCCACGAUUUCAUCGAAAAUACGUCUCAGACAGGCAUCCACUUUUCCAGAGACCUGUUGAAAACGCUUUAUUUUAAAGUCUAUUGCGCUUGGUGCAUUUCAGUUGUCUUGAACUAUAAUCGACAUUUAGUAAUCCUCAUUGAAUGUUUAACCCAUAUUUUAAUAGUAACAUUGAUGAUUCCAGACCCGGAUUCCCAAGUCGAGUACAAGAAAGGUUGGGUAUUGAGGAAGUGCAUCGUCGACAGCGACGGCCGCAAAAUGCCGUUGGGACGUCGCAGCUGGCGCAUGUUUUACGCCACCCUGAAAGGCAUGAUCAUUUACUUGCAUAAGGUAGCGUCGUACCACACGUUCCGCAACGCCAUUCGUAUACACCACGCUUUCUGUGAACGCGCCGGCGAUUAUACGAAGAAGCAGCACGUGUUCAGAUUGUACACGGCCACUUUCGCUGAGUACCUCUUCCAGACGAGGUGCGUGAAAGAGAGUGUCAUGUUUCUGUACCGUAAUUUAAAAAUGAUUUAUGAAUGCGCAGUUUUUUGUCUCAUUCGAGUUUCUCCUUUAGUUUUAAACUUCCAGUCUUCAUCAUCAUCUUCAUCUUCCAUCGCCGCUUCUCCUUUCGGGUCGCGGAGGCAGACACGUCAGACAGUGCUU
Messenger RNA from Soboliphyme baturini, 906 nucleotides. The record is from the annotation of a GenBank genome assembly. NCBI's taxonomy places the organism in Eukaryota, Metazoa, Nematoda, Enoplea, Dioctophymatida, Soboliphymatidae.